Messenger RNA from Odocoileus virginianus texanus, 1020 nucleotides. It is a transcript of the gene APOL6, whose product is annotated as apolipoprotein L6. Gene Ontology annotation, cellular component: extracellular region; membrane. Gene Ontology annotation, molecular function: lipid binding. Gene Ontology annotation, biological process: lipid transport; lipoprotein metabolic process. Lineage: Eukaryota; Metazoa; Chordata; Mammalia; Artiodactyla; Cervidae. The record is from RefSeq and is a predicted model, not a curated record.
AUGGGCUUGGCUAAGAAUUUGGCUUUCCCAUCUGGGGGACUGGAAAUCAUUAUUUCACUCAUCCACAGGGAUGCGGAUGACAUUCUUCCAUGUGACGAUGUGAAGCCGCAAGAUAGUGACCUGUCAGCUGAAGAAAGAAUAUUUUUGGAAGAGUUUCCCAACCUGAAAGCGGAGCUGGAAGUAGACAUCCGGAAGCUCCAGGCCCUUGCAGACCGCAUUGACACAACAAACAAAACUCUCACCAAGACCAGCGUGGUGGCCAAUUCCAUCACCGUGGUUUCCGGAGCCAUGAGCAUACUGGGCUUAGUCCUUGCUCCGGCGACAGCAGGGGGCAGCCUGGUGCUCUCCGCUGCAGGUAGAGUUUUGGGGACAGCAGGGGAGGUCACCAGUAUCUUGACCAACGUUUUGGAACGUUUUCACAGUCAAGAAGCCCAAGCUCAGGUGGGUAGCCUAAUGCCCUCCAAUGGCCAAAAGGUCAGGCAAGCUGGGGUAGACUACAUCAUGGCCGCUGGAAAGGUGAUUCAGAAUUGUAGAAGCGCCAUCGAGGGUGUUCAGAAGAGCAUCCGUGCCUUUCAGAUCACCAAGGCCCACCCACACCUGGCCACUGCUGCCAAGCGCCUCCUGACCACUGGCCAGGUCUCAGCCCGAAGGAGCAUACAGGUGCAAAGGGCCUUUGAAGGUACCACACUGGUGAUGAAAACCAAGGCUCGCUUGCUGGGCAGCGCGAUGGCUGGCUUUUCCCUCAGCGUGGACUUGGCCUCCCUUCUUAGGGACUGGAAGCAGCUGAAGGAGGGAGCCAGAACCGAGCUUGCAGCAGAGCUAAGGGCCCGGGCUCGGGAGCUGGGAAGGCAGCUGACACAGCUCACCCAGCGCUACGAGAGCCUGGAGCAGAGGAACCUCUUGCAAGAAAAAAAGCCUAUGAGCUCCUCUUCGGAGGGAACCAUGGAGACCGUGCCUCUGCCACCAGCCAGGCGUGGGGAGGCCGGAUCCCAGGUGACAGGGGAAGAUGAAGGCAAUUGA